UGCUGGACAGCGAUCUUGCUGGUUCUUUUGGUGUUCUCGCUGUCAGCUCUUCCCAACCAGUUUUGGGUUUCUUUUAGCCAAGUUUUAGUUCGAUAAUUUGCCAAGAUGGGCUGCACUUCCGGUUUCAUCAAGUGUUUCCUCAACACUCUUAACUCCCUCAAUGCGCUUGUGGGCCUAGCGCUGAUAGUCAUUGCCACGAUAAUCCUGGGCCAAGCACCUCUCGUCUAUAUCGUUUACCUCUACGUCUUGGGCGGCCUGAUCUUCGUUUCGUCAAUUCUGGGCUGCUGCGGCAUCUGCCAGGAGAAUGUUUGCAUGACAGCAACGUAUGGAUUCAUACUGCUGGCACAGCUAAUAAUUAGUUUGCUGGGCAACUUUGGCUUCAAGUUCAAUGAGGAUUACAUACGGAAGUUUGCCUCCGAGGAGGUGCAGAAGAAGUGGGAUCUGGAGCUGGUGGAACCAGGCGCCAUGGACCCUUAUCAGCGAACGUACGAUUGCUGUGGGCGUAAUGGACCCGAUGACUAUGUGAGCAUCGGUCGGGCCACUCUGCCCGCCACGUGCUACCCCAAGGAGAACCACGAGCUGCCGCACUUCACCACCGGCUGUGCCCAGAGCGCCGGUGACAAGUUCCUGGAGCUCUUCAAUUACUCCAGCGACACCAACUGGAUCUCCGUGGGCAUAACCGCUUUGAUGGUGCUGGGUGCCUUCUAUCUCGUUGGACGCUUCCGCAAGCAGCGCAGGCGCUACCACUACUAAGGAUUCCCUCGAUCCGAUCUAAUUUCUGCUGUCUGAUUAUUGUGUUCGAAUAAACUUGGCUGGAAACUAACAUUCCAUUCCCCCUGGUGGCGGGGCUGAGCUAA
Messenger RNA from Drosophila subobscura, 857 nucleotides. Its product is annotated as 23 kDa integral membrane protein. Gene Ontology annotation, cellular component: membrane. Lineage: Eukaryota; Metazoa; Arthropoda; Insecta; Diptera; Drosophilidae. Bases 106 to 753 code for a protein of 215 amino acids. The record is from RefSeq and is a predicted model, not a curated record. The transcript has 5 exons.